AUGGCGCGCGGCCUCAACAGCGCGGCCUGGACCAGACGACUCCUAUGGAGGUGGAUGUGUGUGUUGGGAUGCUCCCUUCUCGUUCCUUCGCAGGCCUUUUACGUGCUUUACGCCGCUAUGUCCCCUCUUGGCUGCCACCGUUUCGUCAAUGACAGAGGUCCUCCACGAGCGGCUAUGGCGGCUAGGACUGUGCCUGACGACAGGGCAGGGGGUGCUGACCCGAUUGCAUCUAUCGAGUGUCUCGAUGCUCUUGUACCACGUGCCGAGGUUGCGAAACUCAGUCGACAAAGGUCUGACCUGCAAGGGGCGCUUCAGCUCUUAUUUCACGGUAGCAUCUUUACAAUUGUCGCUUGUUGCCGGCUGCCUUUGUAUUCACCUGUCAUGGGAACGGCAGUCGUGUCGGCAUUUUUCUUCCAUGGCCUCCAUGAAACGGUGCACCAGACGGCAUUCCGUUCUCGUUGGAUCAACGUGCUGGUCGCGCAUUUUUUGGGAUUCUUAUGCUUGCGGCCGGCCCGUCAUUAUUGGUACUACCACUUGGAUCACCAUCGAUACACGGGCAAUCCGCAACGCGAUUCCGAACUGCAGCCAGGCUCUUUCCUGGAUUUGGCGAUUGAUCGUCCAGCACAGUACCUGCUUUACCUCUCAGGUAUACCCUUUUGGUUGGAUGCCGCCUCCACCCUCGUGAGCCAUGCCAUCGGAAGGUGCCAGGAAGCAUACUUAAGGAAUCAGAGGGCCUGCGAUGAAGUGAAAAGCGAAGCACGCGGUUACCUCUUGGUUUACGGUCUCCUGGCCCUUUUGGGCGCCAGGAGUCCAGGGACGGCUUGGGUGCUUUGGCACUUCUGGGUUUGCCCUGCUCUUUUUGCACAGCCCAUUUUGAGGUUCUACUUGCUCGCUGAGCAUCGUGGACGCAAGCUUUCCACUGUAGUCUACAAGAACACUCGUACCACCUAUACGAACUGGUUUCUUCGACGGCUGGCAUGGUGCAUGCCCUAUCACAUGGAGCAUCAUGCCUGGCCUUCGAUCCCCUUCUACAAACUCAGGGAGGCCAAUCACCUGCUGCUUCGGGCUGCUCAGAAAGCCGGCGGGGAUGGUCUGCUGGAGCAGGGGGAAAUCCAUCCCGAGCUCAAAGGCAGCUCGAGACUCGGAUAUUUGGGCUUCAACCAUCGCUACUGGAUGCAUCUGCUCCGCCGCCCAAAAAACGAAGUCGAACUCAUCCUACAGCCAACUCAGGGUACUUCGGUCGCAGAGCUGUCCCUUCUUCGUGUCCUGUACAUCACCCGGGUCGUGCGGCUCUUCAAGCUGACCCGCGCCUUGAAUGCGGACCUCGGACAGUUCAAUGAGAUCAACGACCUCUUCAAGAAGGUGUUGGCGAACGCCGCUCCAGCGAUUCUGAUGACCGUACUGCUCAUCGUGAUUGCUUUGUUCUUCUUCGGCACUUUCAUCUGGUUCUGCGAGCGUGGGGAGUGGGUUGGCAAAGACUCGCCCCGAUACCAGGCGUUGGUCAUCGGAGAUCGUGGCUCGGAAGCAGGUGCAUGGUUACGAGUUGCAGCAGACGGCUUCACCGAGGAGCUCAGCGAACUCGAUGCAAUGUAA
Molecule: messenger RNA, 1593 nt
Organism: Symbiodinium sp. CCMP2592
Lineage: Eukaryota; Dinophyceae; Suessiales; Symbiodiniaceae
Source: the annotation of a GenBank genome assembly